This is a messenger RNA of Gekko japonicus, 3286 nucleotides long. It is a transcript of the gene ASAP2, whose product is annotated as ArfGAP with SH3 domain, ankyrin repeat and PH domain 2. Gene Ontology annotation, biological process: positive regulation of GTPase activity. The transcript is spliced from 27 exons. The record is from RefSeq and is a predicted model, not a curated record. Gene Ontology annotation, molecular function: protein binding; GTPase activator activity. Bases 1 to 2928 code for a protein of 975 amino acids. Gene Ontology annotation, cellular component: cytoplasm. NCBI's taxonomy places the organism in Eukaryota, Metazoa, Chordata, Lepidosauria, Squamata, Gekkonidae.
AUGCCGGACCAGAUCUCCGUGUCGGAAUUCGUGUCCGAGACCAAUGAGGAUUACAAGUCGCCCACCGCCUCCAACUUCACCACCCGGCUGGCGCAGUGCCGGAACACCGUGGCCGCCAUCGAGGAGGCACUGGAUGUUGACAGAACUGUGCUUUAUAAAAUGAAGAAAUCUGUGAAAGCAAUAAAUAUAUCUGGUUUAGCUCAUGUGGAAAAUGAAGAGCAGUACACUCAAGCUUUGGAGAAAUUUGGAGGCAAUUGCGUCUGUAGGGAUGAUCCAGACUUAGGAACAGCCUUUUUAAAAUUUGCUGUAUUUACAAAGGAGUUGACGGCACUCUUCAAAAACUUGAUCCAGAAUAUGAACAACAUAAUAACCUUUCCACUGGACAGUUUGCUGAAGGGAGAUCUAAAAGGAGUUAAAGGGGACCUGAAGAAACCUUUUGAUAAAGCUUGGAAAGACUAUGAGACAAAAGUGACAAAAAUAGAAAAAGAGAAAAAGGAACAUGCUAAAUUGCAUGGGAUGAUCCGUACAGAAAUAAGUGGGGCUGAAAUAGCUGAAGAGAUGGAAAAAGAGAGAAGGUUCUUCCAGUUACAAAUGUGUGAGUACCUGUUGAAAGUCAAUGAAAUCAAGAUUAAAAAAGGAGUUGACUUGCUUCAAAACCUUAUCAAGUAUUUCCAUGCACAGUGCAACUUCUUUCAGGAUGGUCUGAAAGCGGUUGAAAGCCUCAAACCUUCGAUAGAAAAGCUCUCCACAGACCUUCACACAAUCAAGCAAGCACAAGAUGAAGAAAGAAAACAAUUAAUUCAGCUUAGGGAUAUUUUAAAAUCUGCACUUCAAGUUGAUCAGAAAGAGGAUUCUCAGCUCCGUCAGAGUACCACGUACAGUUUACAUCAGCCUCAGGGAAAUAAGGAGCAUGGCACGGAAAGAGAUGGGAGCCUCUAUAAGAAAAGUGACGGAAUCAGAAAAGUGUGGCAGAAGAGGAAAUGCACAGUUAAAAAUGGUUUCCUUACCAUUUCCCAUGGUACAGCAAACCGGCCUCCUGCAAAGCUCAAUCUGUUAACUUGCCAAGUGAAAACAAACCCAGAAGAGAAAAAAUGUUUUGACCUCAUAUCACAUGACAGAACGUAUCAUUUCCAAGCAGAGGAUGAACAGGAUUGUCAAAUCUGGAUAUCUGUGCUACAGAACAGUAAAGAAGAAGCUUUAAAUAACGCAUUCAAAGGCGAUGACAACACAGGAGAAAAUAACAUUGUCCAAGAACUGACAAAAGAAAUCAUCUCUGAUGUGCAGAGGAUGCCUGGAAAUGACGUGUGCUGUGACUGCGGAGCACAAGACCCUACAUGGCUCUCAACCAAUCUGGGCAUUUUAACUUGUAUCGAGUGCUCAGGAAUCCAUCGAGAGCUUGGUGUCCACUAUUCCAGAAUGCAGUCACUCACAUUAGAUGUGCUGGGAACAUCUGAACUGCUGCUCGCCAAGAAUAUUGGGAAUGCAGGAUUUAAUGAAAUUAUGGAAUUUUGCCUUCCUGCAGAUGAGAUAGUCAAACCGAAUCCAAGCAGUGAUAUGAAUGCAAGAAAAGAUUAUAUUAAUGCCAAAUAUAUUGAAAGAAAAUAUGCAAGGAAAAAAUACUCUGACACUGCAGCUAAGCUACAAAGUCUCUGUGAAGCGGUCAGAACAAGAGACAUUUUUGGACUGCUUCAAGUAUAUGCUGAUGGUGUGGAUCUAACUGAGAAAAUUCCACUAGCAAAUGGACAUGAACAAGAUGAAACUGCCCUUCAUCUCGCAGUAAGAUCAGUGGAUCGAACCUCGCUUCACAUAGUGGACUUCUUGGUGCAGAAUAGUGGAAAUCUCGACAAGCAGACGUGCAAAGGCAGCACAGCUCUCCAUUACUGCUGUUUGACCGAUAAUGUUGAGUGCCUCAAACUAUUGCUGAGAGGGAAAGCUUCCAUUGAAAUAGCUAAUGAAGCUGGAGAGACGCCACUUGAUAUAGCGAAACGCUUAAAACAUACACGCUGUGAGGAGCUGCUAGGCCAGGCCUUGGCUGGAAGACUUAAUUCCCAUGUUCAUGUAGAAUACGAAUGGCGGCUACUUCAUGAAGACCUGGAUGAAAGUGAUGACGAUGUGGAUGAAAAGUUACAGCAACCAAGCCCCAAUCGAAGAGAGGACAGGCCUGUCAGUUUCUACCAGCUAGGAUCUGGCCAACUUCAGCCAAAUGUGGCAUCUUUGGCAAGAGAUGCUGCCAACAUAGCCAAGGACAAGCAAAGGGGCUUCAUGCCCAGCCUCUUGCAGAACGAGACCUAUGGAGCUAUACUCAGCAGCAGUCCUCCUCCCACCCAGACUCUGGCUUCUGUCACAAAUGCACCGCCCUUGCCUCCCAGGAAUGUUGGAAAAGGUAUCCUUUCUUCAGCACCACCUCCAGUUGUGAAGACAGCCAGUGUGCUGGAAGCUUUGAGCCACCAAUCAAAACAGCCAGCUGCACUACAAUCCAAACCUACGCCACCCCCACUUCCUCCCCAGCCUCCAAGCAGAAUUUCUCAGAAAAAGCCUGCUUCUGGGACUGACAAGUCAUCCAGCUCAGCUAACAAGGGGCAGAACAAAGGAGCUGGAUCUUCGCAGCAGUCUUGUGUAUCAGGAGAAUCUUCGUCUGUGUCCGAGAUGCCCGCAUCACAGGUUACCCCUUCUGCAAACAUGUCUGUACCGAUCCAACCUCCAGCUCCAAUGCCAAGGAAAUCCCAAGCAUCAAAAACAAAACCCAAAAGAGUAAAAGCAAUUUACAACUGUGUAGCAGAUAAUCCAGAUGAGCUAACAUUUUCAGAGGGGGAUAUCAUCAUAGUUGAUGGUGAGGAAGAUCAGGAGUGGUGGAUUGGACAUAUUGAUGGUGAACCUAACCGAAAAGGAGCUUUCCCUGUAUCGUUUGUGCACUUUAUUGUUGACUAAACAACUCCUUGCACAUGGAAAGACUUUCACUUACAGAGUUUGUCGAGAGCCUUUUGACAGAUGUAUUACGAGGAUUGUUCUUGAUGAACACUCAUCAAUGUCAACCAUUAUUGCAAGUCUUACGAUGAAAUUAGGAUUUUCUGUUUGCCCAUAGGAAGUCUGGUUUAUAAUACCAGAUGAAUUGCAAAUAUUCUCAUGGUGAACUAGAGAGCUCUUAAAAACAUCAUAUAGUAGGAGCCCAAAUCCAUGAAAAAGGUGUGAUGCCUAUUUCAUAUGUGUGUUGACAUCAGAUCCUUAAAAGAAUUUCUCCAGAGCCUAGGUAUCACAGCUUCUCCCUUUAGCAAUCAGAGACAUUUCU